ACAACAAUGCAUUAUGUAAAUGGAUUCGAUAUUGCCAAGCAGAGCAUACAAGAGGUGGAAACACUGGCCCAAUCGAAAAAGAUACCAUGGGUAGCCAAACCUCAGGAGCUGAUGGGUCAGCAGCUGACAGACCAGCAACAGCAGCAGCAACAGAAUUGUCAAGUACUGGAGUUCACCUCCACAGUGGAUGUGGGUGGUAUCUACCUCAGCAAAGGCUAUUGCGACUUCCCCAUCUCGCCCGAGAACAUGUUCGAGCUUCUGUAUAAUAUUAAUGAGAGGAAGAAAUGGGACUUAUCAUGCGUGGAAGCCAAGAUAUUGGAGGAGUACGACCAUCUGAAUCAUAUUAUACAUAUGUCGAUGGCCUAUCCUUUGGUGACCGUCAACAUGAACUUGUAUAGGAGUUGCAAGUAUGAUCCACAGGCAAGAAUAUACGUGAUCGCAAUGCGAUCCAUCGAGUUGGAGGACGAUACGGGAGGCGGAUUCGACUGCCUUCCCAAUGGCUGGGUGAUUGAAGCUCUCACACACAGUCGCGACCGAUGUCGUUUGACAUUCGUCCAACAAUGCAAGCUGCGUGAUAUUGAGCGCCAGAGCAUACCUGCGUACAAAUCAUUCGUCAAUGGCAUUGCCGUGCCCGAUGUAUCCAAGUUCCAACAUCAUCUGGCAUUGUUCCCUGCGACUGUUGGUGGCACAUGUAGCAAGAUAUUCGAAUGCAUCCAGCGUUACAUCGAACUCAAUCACACUCAACUACAUGCUCGCGACCCACGUCUAAUGAUCCUCGAACAAGCCGAAGCAGAGCUCAAUGGAAUGUUUGGAACGACCACCACUGACUAUGGAUGGACGACCAUCUGCAAGAAGCAUGACAUGGAACUGUUGGUAAAGAGUAGUGACCACUAUCUGAUGGUUGGCAAAGGUUGCUUCGCAUCAAGAUUCACUCCAGCACAAGUCAGCAACCUACUAUAUAGUGAGACACCAUGGAGUUGGGAUACCUUUUAUGAGAGGUCAAGCAUUGUGGACAACUUGGACAAGAAUAAUAGAGAGCUGGAGUUGUGGUACAGGAUGUUUGAUGAUUGUUUGCAGACGGAUAGAGUGUUGCAAUCAGUUAAGCAUGGACCUGGAAACAGCUCAUCAGUCAUUUGGCGUUCGACAUUAGCCUCCAAUCAAUCCAAACCAAAGUUUGAUAUUGAGCUCAACUUCUUACCAAGUGGAAUCUUCUCAUAUGCACUGGGCGAAGGAUCGUUCACAACAUUCCUAGUUGCCGUGCUGAUCCGUGGAGGCACGCCAGAACAGCACCAGAUGAUCAGCAAGUUCUUCGCGGCCAGGAUCAUCUCGUGUGAGAACGGCAUCAUCAACUGCCUCAAGACCGAGCAUAGGUCUCCCAAGCUUGAGGAGGACCCGGCCAACCUGCCCGUCAUCCCCACAUUCGACAGCCACUGCCUACUCUCGGGCAAGUCCGAGUCUGAGGACUUUGUCAACAUGGUACUCAACUUCUCAGACAUGCUACUGACGGACCACGACGCGGAGAAGCAGGAGCGUGAAGACAACGACAUUGAGUUGCCCGACAGCGGAGUGGCACACCAGUCUACUCGCGGAGGCAUGGGACAUGGCGGCUGUGGAGGCCAGCCACCACCUGUUGCCCCAGCCACAGCCCAGGCACCCGCCCCUGGCCCAGCCUCGUCGACUGCGUCCAAGCGCAAGAGGAACAGCGAUGACGAUGAUGGCGCCGACCAUCGCCCGACGAUUCGUAUGACCAACAAUAUCAUCUCAAACAAGAUGCCUUGCAAUGAUGGCGUGUAUCCAAAGAUGUGGAACGAGAACAAGAGACAGCCAUUCCUGUUCCUCGUCUCGGAGAAGAAUAACAAACAACGACUGAGAAGACGUGAAGUGGCCAUCUCCAACUCCAGCUUCGACACACUGCCCGACGAGAUUGUGUAUCACAUCUUGUCCGGCCUGCAGGCACCCGACCUCUUGGUGGCGUCGAUGGUGUGUCGUCGCUUCAAGAUCGCAUCGGAUUGCUCGCGACUCUGGCACAACCUCUACAUCACCAGUCCACUCUUCAACAAGAAGGUGCCCAGACGCAUCGACAAGGCGCCUGUCUCACCAGCUCCUGUAGUCGCCCCACCAGCCAUAGAGGUGGCAGCGGACCCCAUGGAUAUCCAGCCACUGUCAGAGCCACUACCCCAACCGACAGUUGUGGCGACCGCGGCCCAGCCAAACUGGCGCCUUCAGUACUUGAGCGGCGUGAAGCUCAACAUUAGGUGGCAAACAUGCAAGCCCAAGCGCAUGACUGAGCUCAAGGGCCACUCAAAGUCGAUCAGAUGUCUCAAGAAUGAGGGAAACUCAGCACUCUCUGUCGCCAGCCAGGACAAGCGUUUGUUGUUCUGGAACCUGAACUCGGGCCAGUACAUUGGCCAAUACAGUGAUUCAUCGACCUCGAUCGUCUCUGUGGACUAUGAUCGCUCGACCAAGUCAUCCUACAUCUGGCCACUCACAGAGUACACCCGCGUGCAUGUCGGUCACAAGAACGGCCUGAUCGCACUGGUCGACUUCUCGGAACAGCCUCUCAAGUUGUUGUCCACAUGCCGACCCAAGCUGCUGGCGGACGGGUACGACUUCCGCGUCAAAGGCCGCUACCUGAUCUGGGAGAGCGGCCAGGUCGAAUGCUGGGACGCCAACGAGAUGGUGCGACUGUGGCAGGCAGGCGACCACACCAAGAAGAUCAACCAGGCCAUCUCGAUCGACUCGGCCCAGUUUGCCAGCCCCAUCGUGUGCACAGCCAGCACAGACAAGACCGUGAAGCUGCGCAAUAUGGUCGAUGGCGAGUUGAUUGCAUCUUUGAGCGGCUUUGUUGGCGGCGUCAACUGUGUGGAGUCGGUAGGCAGCAACAUGAUCGUGACAGGCUCCAGCGACAAACUGAUCAAACUCUGGGAUCUGCGACAACUGAAUAACGCGGUGGUCGUCAACUCGGGCCACACUGCGCCAGUGCGCUGUGUAUCCUACGAGGAGACAGGUGGCAGGAUACUCAGUGGCGGUGAUGAUGGUGUUGUUGUAGUGUGGGAGUUGAAUGGAUGGAAGACAUCAACGGCCAUGCCCACGACAACGACAACGACUACAACUACAACCACGACGACUAGUACUACGACAGCCUCGUCGUCGAACAACAACAACAGCAAUUUGAUGUAUGGUAGAUGUGAGGAGAGUGGAAGGAUCACCAAACAUACCAGUGGCAUCACUUGUAUCGACUCGGACGAACAUGGAUUCCUCAGCGCAUCGUCCAAUGGCAUCAUCUACCGAUGGGAUUUU
Molecule: messenger RNA, 3300 nt
Organism: Acytostelium subglobosum LB1
Lineage: Eukaryota; Evosea; Eumycetozoa; Acytosteliales; Acytosteliaceae
Exons: 6
Molecular function (GO): protein binding; lipid binding
Source: RefSeq, a predicted model, not a curated record